Molecule: messenger RNA, 2304 nt
Organism: Solanum lycopersicum (tomato)
Lineage: Eukaryota; Viridiplantae; Streptophyta; Magnoliopsida; Solanales; Solanaceae
Product: UDP-glucuronate 4-epimerase 3
Source: RefSeq, a predicted model, not a curated record
UCCUUUUUUUUUAAAUUCUUCAAACCACAUUCUUCUCCCUCCUCAAAUUUAGUCUACACUCCAACCACACUCUCUCUCUCUCUCUUUCCAAUCACCCGUUUCUUAAUCAAUCAUCAAUAUUUUUUUUCUUCUUCUAAAACCAAAGGCAAAGAAACCCCUACAAAAGUUAAAGAAAAAAAAAAUACAAUAAUUACUUGCUACUACCAUUUUGUUCCAACAACAACCAGUGCCUCCAAGAAACCAGAAGAUUCCCAUAAAUAUAGGCUAAAGUUUCAAUAUCCUCAUCUUCUUUUUUGUUUGUUUGAUGAUACCAAUACCCUCAUCAUCACCUUCAUAGCCACCCCUUUUCCUUUAUUUUGCUUCUUAUCUCCAUUUCCACUAUCAACAACCAAAAGGAAAACAAAAAAGAAGAGACUUUUUUUUCAAACCCUAACUCUCGCCUUUUUCAAGAAAAUUUGGAGAUUUCCUUUGAAAACAAGAAAUAGUCAAGGUGGGUAUAGCUCAAAUAUCCAAGAUUUGGAAAGUGUAAUGUCCCAAAUGAUGCACAUUGACAAUAUCCCAUCAACCCCAGGAAAGUUCAAGAUGGAAAAGUCUCCUUACAAUAGGCUAAGGAUGCAUUUUUCUCUAGCAAAGCUCACAUUUUGGUCAUUUGUAUUCUUGGGGUUGAUCUUUGUAUUCUUCUACAGAUCUCCAGCUUCUUCGUCCCCUGUUUCUUCAGAUCUCUCAAGAAGAUCUCUCAGAACCAGCUCCUACGGUGGCCCUGCUUGGGAAAAAAGGAUUAAAGCUUCAGCUAAAGUAAGGUCACGUAAUGGUAUUUCUGUAUUGGUUACUGGUGCUGCUGGCUUUGUAGGAACUCAUGUUUCAGUUGCUCUUAAACGCCGUGGCGAUGGCGUAUUGGGUUUGGAUAAUUUCAAUGAUUAUUAUGACCCUUCCCUCAAAAGAGCACGACAAGCGCUCUUAGAGCGAACAGGGGUGUAUGUUGUUGAGGGUGAUAUCAAUGAUGCCACCCUCUUGAAGAAACUUUUUGAUAUUGUUCCAUUUACUCAUGUAAUGCAUUUAGCUGCACAAGCAGGUGUGCGUUAUGCCAUGGAAAAUCCUGGAUCAUAUGUGCAUAGUAACAUUGCUGGUCUUGUUAAUGUUCUUGAAAUUUGUAAAAGUGUUAAUCCUCAACCUGCUAUUGUGUGGGCAUCAUCUAGUUCUGUAUAUGGAUUGAAUACUAAAGUACCUUUUUCAGAGAAGGAUAGAACAGAUCAGCCUGCUAGUCUUUAUGCUGCAACUAAAAAGGCUGGUGAAGAAAUUGCUCAUACAUAUAAUCAUAUAUAUGGGCUUUCAUUAACUGGAUUGAGAUUUUUCACCGUUUACGGACCAUGGGGUAGGCCAGACAUGGCUUACUUCUUUUUCACAAGGGAUAUCUUGAAGGGAAAAUCGAUUCCUAUAUUCGAGGCUGCUAAUCAUGGCACGGUAGCUAGGGAUUUUACCUACAUUGAUGAUAUAGUGAAAGGAUGCUUGGCAGCAUUGGAUACUGCUGAGAAGAGCACUGGAAGUGGUGGGAAGAAGAAAGGCGCUGCUCAACUGCGGGUGUUCAAUUUAGGCAACACAUCUCCUGUGCCAGUUUCAGAUCUUGUAGGCAUUUUGGAGAGGUUGCUAAAGGUGAAGGCCAAGAGAUUGGUGAUGAAGUUGCCAAGGAAUGGGGAUGUGCCUUUUACUCAUGCCAAUAUAAGUUCAGCCCACAAGGAGCUUGGAUAUAAGCCUACGACGGAUCUACAGACGGGAUUGAAGAAAUUUGUCCGAUGGUACCUCAAUUACUAUGGUAAUGGAAAGAAGAGUGCCCAGUGAUACAUUCUUUGAAUUGUGCGGUAGGAUCAUUCAAUUCUUGUUCAUUUUGAUUCUAUGAUUGUUUUUUUUCAACACAUAUCCGAUCAAAUUGCCCCACUUUCUUGCUUUCUAAAUCUUGAUGAUGCCAUAUAUGGAGCACAUCAGAUCCCUCUGAUGAUGAAGUUUUGUGCUGAGCAAUUUGAUCUGUGUCAAAUGGAACCUGAAAUCAACUUUUAUUACUUUUGGAAUGUAAUUGUUGUAGUUUGUUCAAUUUAGGAUUCAGGACUGAUAGACCACUGCUGAUUGAUGGACAGCGGAUGUAUCAUCUUUAUUAAGUUCUAAUAAGAGUAGCACAUGAUAGUUCCACAUUUGAUUUCUUGCAUAGAUUCAUUUCGUUAGGACAUUUCUGAGAUCAUCCUUUUACAUGAAUGUUGAGGUUGUAUAUUUCUUAUUUUGGCGGUUAAACAAGAUUCCAUACUUUGUGAUUCA